UCGGGAUAGAUUGUUAAUAAAGGAAAAAUGAAACAAAAAAUAAAAGUGUAUAAAAAUAAUUUCUGAGCAAAUUUAAUUUUCAUUUAAAUAGUUGUAAAGAAAAAAAGAUUAAAGUUUUGUUCAAAAUGACUUUACCAUUGUCAAGAAUAGAUUAUGCAACUGUGGGUGUCACAUCCAGAGGAACCACCAAAAUCUUUCCUGCAACAGAACAUAGACAUACACAAAAAUUUGCUGUUGCUGAUCAUGAUGGUAUACUUUAUGUUUAUGGUAUGAAAAAAGGAGAAUUACAACUAUCGUUUAAGUCUUUGCCAGGACUAAAGAUUAAUAAAUUAGUCCUUGGUGGUAGUGGAUAUGAUAAAAUUUAUAUUGCACAAGGAAACACUGUAAAGGGAUACACUAAAAAAGGAAAAUUAUUCUUAGAGUUUGAUACAAAUCUUAUAGACCCUAUUUCAGCAUUAUAUGUACUUGGUCCAGACUUAGCAGCAUGUGCAAGAGAUCUCUAUCACAGAUACCAUGAUUGUAAAGAUGCUGAUUCUUAUUUAGCCGGUGAAACCUUGUACGAUGUUGUACUUUUAUCUGCUGAAGGCUCUAUUAUUUUUGCUAUAUUGGCUUGUGGAGAUUGUGCUGUAAAAAAUAUUAAAUUAACAUUUAUAAAAUUAAAAAUUUUAAUUUUCAAAUUAAAUUUUAAUAAAUUUGAUUCUUUUCAGAUAAGAGUUCUUCAUGGUACCAAGACUCCAGCAAUUCUUAGAUUACCAAAUAUACCUACAGUACUAUCCAUAUACAGAGAAGGCGGUGUUGAAUCUAAAGAACGAGUUCUGGUUGGAACUAUGGAUGGAAAAGUUGGUUUACUGAUUCUUCAGGGUAACAAAACAUUGAGGAUCACUUGGCUUUUAAACAUGAAUGGAUCAGAAGUUACUUCUUUAGAUACUUAUGAAUUACAAGAUGGUCUAGAUAUACUUAUUGGCAGACAGGAUGGUACUGUUGAAGUGUAUACCUUUCCAGAAGAGGAUACUUUACCUUUACUUCGUUAUCGUUAUAAUGCCAGUGAAAGUAUCAGUUCAGUGGCAGGAGGAAUAAUUGGAGCAGCAGGAUAUCCUGAAGUGUUGGUUACUACAUAUUCAGGACGGAUAUUUGGCUUGACUACUAAACCACCAGGACUUCUGGAAGCCGAUCAAAAUGACGGUUUGACGAAAUUAAGAUUAGAAAUACAACAAUUACAAGAAAAGCUUAAUGAAGAGAAAGAAGCAGCUACUUUCUCAACAGAUCCUUUAGCACCAUUGAUUCUGUCUGUAAAUCAUAGAAUGGUCUUGAACAGAGAAGAUGUAUCAUAUUCCCUUUCUAUAGAACUCGAUACACCGAUUGAUAAUAUUUUAAUACAAUCAGAUACUCCAAUCGAGUUAUUGGACGUGGAAAAUAAUAGUGCAGUAGUUAGUUUGUCGAUGUGUAAUCCUAGAGAAGGAAAUUUCGUUCUUGCUACCUAUCGUUGCCAAGUAAAUACUAAUCAUCUUGAAAUGAGGCUACGUACUAUCGAAGGACAGCCUGGUACUUUACAGAUUUAUGUCACUUCUCAAGUACAACCAAAAUGUUGUCGCAAAAUAUCGAUACCUAUAUCCGCUCUUUCUCUUCACGUAAGACAGCAUGAAAUGGAAGACACAAAAUCUCAUAAUGAAGGACCAUUUAAUGAAUUAAAAUUAAUUGGAAAUUUUACUGUUGCAGAGAUGCAUGCUUGGCUUUCUUUUGUUUUACCCGAUGUUCCUGAAAGACCUCAUUUAGAAGAAGGUGAAGCUACAUUGAUAUAUAUUUCAGCUUUCAUUGGGACAUUACUUAAAUGCAAAUACAAGAAAGGAAGUGCAGUUUUUCUUGGAGAAAAUAUAUCAAGCAUUAUAAUUCUUAGAGAUAUAUUAACUAGGGAGGCAACGAAGAGAAAAAUUAAAUUAGACGUCUUUUGUGAUGUUACUGAGAGUAGCAUAUCCAGAGUGUUGGAAUUAAUUCUUCCACAAUUGAAUGCUGCAUACGAUUUAGUAACAAAUGUGAAAAUUUUAAAUAUACUCGAAGAAUUGGAAUUAAAAGAAAAUUCGAAAGAAAAUCUUUGCACGGAAUAUCAGGAAUUGAUACAAAAGGAGACAGAGAUUAGGUUCCGAUUGGCGAAAGAUAAUGAAAUUUUGGAGAGAUUACAUGCAGUGAUCACGGAUCUCUAUGUCGAUUGGGAGAGAGCUAAACGUUCUCGUAGAAUCAGUAGCAAAGACGCUGCGGAUAAACUUAGCGCAGCUCUCAAAUCCAGAGAAUUGAUUCAACUUUUACAAGUUUUUACUGAUACAAGUAAUACGGUGCCCGCACCAUCUUCGAUAUCUUCGAUAAUCUAAAGACUGAGCUACGAACAUCUUAUUUCUUUUGCUUCGUGGAAAAUGCAAUAAAAAUGGACCACAGUAUUUCUAUAAAUGUCUUCACGUAAAAAAUAUAUUUUUUCAACGACGAUUCGCGAUAUAAAUGACUAACUUAUCUAGAUUUUAAAAAUGUACAUGUACAAUAUUAUCUUGAUUAUCAUUAAUUAUAUAAUACAAUAUA
This is a messenger RNA of Apis florea (little honeybee), 2565 nucleotides long. Its product is annotated as BBSome complex member BBS7. Lineage: Eukaryota; Metazoa; Arthropoda; Insecta; Hymenoptera; Apidae. Gene Ontology annotation, molecular function: protein binding. Gene Ontology annotation, biological process: intracellular transport; intracellular protein localization; cilium assembly. The record is from RefSeq and is a predicted model, not a curated record. Gene Ontology annotation, cellular component: axoneme; membrane; ciliary basal body.